Messenger RNA from Ziziphus jujuba (common jujube), 862 nucleotides. RefSeq names its product germin-like protein subfamily 1 member 16. The transcript has 3 exons. NCBI's taxonomy places the organism in Eukaryota, Viridiplantae, Streptophyta, Magnoliopsida, Rosales, Rhamnaceae. The record is from RefSeq and is a predicted model, not a curated record. Gene Ontology annotation, molecular function: manganese ion binding. Bases 35 to 862 code for a protein of 275 amino acids. Gene Ontology annotation, cellular component: cell wall.
AAUUAAGUAUAAAUUUUGGACAAGUUUUUCUAAAAUGCAAGGUGCUCCUCUCCUUUUGCCCUCUGUCAUCUUGGCUUUGGCCUGCUCCUUUGCCGCUGCCUCGGAUCCCGACCCUGUUCAGGACUUCUGUGUGGCCUUAAACGACACCAAAACUGGUGGCUUGUUUGUGAAUGGAAAGUUCUGCAAGGACCCCAAGCUUGCCGACGCGGGGGAUUUCUUCUUCUCUGGACUAGAUAAGCCCGGCAACACAUCGAACCCAGUUGGUUCGAAAGUGACUCCCGUGACUGUAGACCAAAUUCUAGGGCUUAAUACUUUGGGAAUCUCCCUCGCCCGCAUCGACUUUGCACCGUACGGUCUAAACCCUGCACACACUCAUCCCCGAGCUACCGAAAUCCUAGUAGUCGUAGAGGGAACAUUGGAGGUUGGUUUUGUAACAUCCAACCAACAAGAUGGAAGCAACAAACUCUUCACUAAAAUCCUCAACAAAGGAGACGUGUUUGUGUUCCCAGUUGGUCUCAUUCAGUUCCAGUUCAACAGGGGACAUUACAAUGCUCUUGCUUUUGCUGGUCUGAGCAGCCAAAACCCCGGAGUUAUCACUAUUGCUAACGCUGUGUUUGGAUCAGACCCUCAUAUCAAUCCUGAUGUUCUCACCAAGGCUUUCCAAGUUGAUAAGAAUAUUAUUGACUAUCUCCAGAAACAGUUCUGGUCUGAUAAUAAAAGUAGAAGGUUGCGAACUUAUGGAGAGGUUCUUCAGAGAGCCCAAAUAUUAGAGAAUGAUGAUGCAAUGCCUAUGAAAGCUGAAUCCAAAGAGCGAGGUAGAAGCCCAUCAUGGAAGAGGACUUGGGAUAAGAACAACAAAUAG